This is a messenger RNA of Dimorphilus gyrociliatus, 1446 nucleotides long. Lineage: Eukaryota; Metazoa; Annelida; Polychaeta; Dinophilidae. The record is from the annotation of a GenBank genome assembly.
AAUCUCACUCUGAAAACCUCUUCUCGAGAGUGGCAAGGUGGUUGACUGUCACUUAAAAGAAGAUUACAAACUGUUCUGAUUUUUUCACAGAUAUAUUCACGUGAAUACGAUCAGGCAAUUUCAUUUUAGGUAUUUUCAGUUAAUGUUUAAAAAACUACAAUGAAAUAAUCGGCAGUCUGUAUUUUCAGCAAAUAAUUCUUUUGAGUAGACUAUUUCGCGCCAAAAAUGAAAGGCACAACAUCAGAAAAGUUUCAAGGCUAUAAAUCAGAUGCCAAUGAGGCCAUUCGUUUUAAACUAGUUCGAACAGAAAAGGAUAUUGACAGUGAUGAUUAUUUUCAUCCCGAUAUGACCCACCAGCUCUUUGGAGAAAAAGAGACAAUUUUCGGAUAUAAGGAUCUCAAAAUUGAUAUAUUUUGUACAGCUGCCAAUCUCUACACUUACAUUCGGGUUAAAUACUCUGAAAAGAUUGAUCCAGCUAAAGCUGACGGAGUCGAGGCUGACAACGUGCUUAAGAUGCUGUCUCAAGAGUACACGGACGGUUUAAUAACGAACGUCGAUGAUUUUUCAAUGAAAUUGAUGAAGGAUGAAAAUUUUAAACCUUUUGGAAAGAAGAUACACUCUUACACUAGGUUGCAUGAGAGCAAGGAGAAGACGUUCUCAAUUUAUCAGUCUUCGAUAGAAGAUGAUGGAUUUCGGUCAUUUCAUUCAAGAAUGCAACCUUUUUUGCUCUUUUUCGUUGAUGCUGGAAGUUACAUCGAUACUGAUGAUGAAAAAUGGAAUUAUUACGUCUUAUACGAAGAGUAUAAGAGUGCUGAAGGGAAACUUUUAUAUGCUUUUGUUGGCUACAUGACAAUUUACAAUUAUUACGCUUAUCCAGAGCACAUACGGCCUCGUAUUAGCCAAGUUAUUGUCCUCCCACCUUAUCAAAGAAUGGGGCAUUGUGUUCAGCUGGUUGAGACGUUCUAUAAUUUAUCUUCUGGUGACAAAAUGAUCAAAGAUAUAACGGUUGAAGAUCCCUCGGAAAACUUUCAAAGGGUUAGAGAUUUUAUUGACGCCCGCAACUGCGAGAAACUUGAAUCUUACCAACCUUGCUUUUUAAAAGCUUGUUUUACUGAAGACAUGUACGAAGAGGCUAAUAAGAAAUUCAAACUAUGCAGAAGACAAGCUCGCAGGAUCUAUGAAAUUCUCCGUCUAGCUUGCACUGAUCGUGGAAAUAAAGAAGAAUAUAAAGCAUACAGAUUGGAUAUUAAAAAAAGGCUUUAUGCGCCCUAUCACAAAAGCGUCCGCGAUUUUGCAAAGCUUAAGAGGGCACUCUGUUACACUGAAUUUGCUAAUGCCUUGCAUAAUUCGACUAAUGACCAAAAAAAAGAGUACCUAUCCAAAGCUUACGAAGAGUUAGAGAUUGAAUAUUUGAAGGUUAUUAGCAGAUUAGUCAUUGGACAAUAA